GUUCCGAGCUGGAGCCUUGGCGCCGACAAGGCCCCGCCCGGGACCUGAGCGUGUCCCCGCGGGGCGGUAGUGCGGUGGCCGCGGCCCGCGAGUGUCGCUGGCGUCAAAGCCGAGCGCUCUCACCUUUCCCUGCUGCGUCCGUGGGAAACAACCUGGGAGGAGCGGCUUUCUUUCUCGCCCGCCACCCGAGGGCCUGCUUGGGGACUGUGGGCCCCGCAGUGGCCGGGACUGGCUGACCUAACGGAGCCUCCGCGGAAGAUGUGGCUUCGCGGGGAGAUUGGCGUGACCUAGGGAGGAGAACCUUAGGGUUUUGUGACUUUCUCUAGGUCUGAGCGGCAGCGCUGAAGUAUGUGCGGGCGAACGUCCUGUCACUUGCCCAGAGAGGUUCUCACCAGGGCCUGCGCCUAUCAGGAUCGGCAGGGCCGGCGGCGGCUCCCGCAGUGGAGGGACCCCGACAAGUACUGCCCCUCCUACAACAAGAGCCCGCAGUCCAGCAGCCCCGUGCUGCUCUCCAGACUGCACUUUGAGAAGGAUGCAGACUCAUCAGAUCGGAUAAUUAUUCCCAUGCGAUGGGGCUUAGUCCCAUCUUGGUUCAAAGAAAGUGAUCCUUCUAAGCUGCAGUUCAACACUACCAACUGUCGUAGUGAUACCAUAAUGGAGAAGCAGUCAUUCAAGGUUCCUCUGGGGAAAGGACGGCGGUGUGUUGUUUUAGCAGAUGGAUUCUACGAGUGGCAGCGGUGUCAGGGAACAAACCAGAGGCAACCAUACUUCAUCUAUUUUCCUCAAAUCAAGACAGAGAAGUCAGGUGGGAACGAUGCUUCAGACAGCUCUGACAACAAGGAAAAGGUCUGGGACAACUGGAGGCUGCUGACAAUGGCAGGGAUCUUUGACUGCUGGGAAGCGCCAGGGGGAGAGUGCCUGUAUUCCUACAGCAUCAUCACUGUGGAUUCCUGCAGAGGUUUGAGUGACAUCCACAGCAGGCAAGUCACUGUUUUUUCCUGGGGAGAGUUUGCUCUGAUUUUAGAGAGUAGGGAACUGACUUAUGCAAAUUAUAAUGUUUUCCCAAAGCUUGAUGUAUAUUCCCCGAAAGGUUACCAACAUGCUUGCAAAAUUAUACAGUGAAAUCCUUAUGAAAUAAUUUUGAUUUCUGAGAUUUUAAAAAUAUUUUUAGGGACUGGUGGUGUAGCUCAUGGUGGAAUAUGUCCAUAGCAUGACCAUGGACUUACUAGGCCAGUGAUGUAUAACUGAGAUUUACCCCUAACUCAUUGGCUCAGUGGAUAAGAGCUCUUGCUACUCUUGCAAAGGACCAGGUUUAAUUUCCAGGCAGCUCACAACUGUCUAUGUUUGUAUUUACUGGCAAUCCACUUCCUUUGGCCUCUUCUGGACAUCCCCACAUGCAGACACACACAUGUACACAUAACUACAAAUAAGAAAAAUAACUCUUAAAAAAUAAAGUACAUUGAUUUAUUGGAAUCAAAGCUUUUGUCCUCUACUAUAAAUGUUUAUAUAUUUGUCUCCUAAAAUCAGCUGUACAACCAGUAAAAUUUGAGUCUGGGCUGUAAAACUGGAAAAUAGUUUGCUUUCUAUUGCCAUGACCAAAUGAAGCUCCAGGUGGAGAGGGUGUAUUUAAUACUUAUCUUAAUCUUAGUCCAUCAUGAAGGUAAGUCAGGGCAGGAACUCAAGCAGAGGCCAUGGAGACAUGCUGCAUACUGGUGUGCUCAGUUACUUUUUCCCCAUCAACCAAUAAUCAAGAAAAUGCCCACAGCUAUGCCUACAGUCCAGUCUGAUACAGUUUUCUCAGUUUGCCUUUCAUCUUCCCCAGUGGCUUUAGCUUGUGUCAACUUGACAAAAAACUAACCAGUACAGGGGAAAUAAGGUUGAGAAGACAACACUGUCUGCCAGUUGUGGAGGCACAGGCCUAUAAUAUAACCUAGCACUGGGAGGCAAAGGCAGGAAACUUCGCACAAGUUUAAAACCAGCUGGUACUGCAUAGGAAGAUACUGUCUGUCAGUGAAACAUUAAAGAAUAGUAGUAUCUGGUGCUGGGGGGAAAUUGAACAUUUUAUCAAAUGAAUAGUCACCUUCAUUUAUCUUUUGUGUGAUUGCUAGAAUCCUUGAGUGCUAUAUUUACCUGCAUUUGUGGCUUUUUCAAAGCAAAAAGUUUUGGGAUAUGUAGCUGUAUUUGAAACCACCAAACCAACGAUACUAGCAGCAAAGGGAGCAGAUUUUGUGGUAUUGAAGCUUGUUACAUUAAAUAAAUAAAUUGUGCUUUCUCUGUGA
This is a messenger RNA of Mus musculus (house mouse), 2279 nucleotides long. It is a transcript of the gene Hmces, whose product is annotated as 5-hydroxymethylcytosine (hmC) binding, ES cell specific. Gene Ontology annotation, biological process: DNA damage response; DNA repair; protein-DNA covalent cross-linking repair. Lineage: Eukaryota; Metazoa; Chordata; Mammalia; Rodentia; Muridae. The transcript is spliced from 4 exons. The record is from RefSeq and is marked validated. The coding region runs from base 349 to 1122 and encodes 257 amino acids. Gene Ontology annotation, molecular function: single-stranded DNA binding; DNA-(abasic site) binding; protein-DNA covalent cross-linking activity. Gene Ontology annotation, cellular component: replication fork; chromosome.